Molecule: messenger RNA, 2704 nt
Organism: Neolamprologus brichardi
Lineage: Eukaryota; Metazoa; Chordata; Actinopteri; Cichliformes; Cichlidae
Gene: tars1
Product: threonyl-tRNA synthetase 1
Biological process (GO): threonyl-tRNA aminoacylation
Cellular component (GO): mitochondrion; cytoplasm
Molecular function (GO): threonine-tRNA ligase activity; ATP binding
Source: RefSeq, a predicted model, not a curated record
CUUGCAUCAGAAUAUCCGGGUAACGUCAUCAAUCCUUACCCGGCACCUUGCACCGCUUGCAGUAGAUAUACCUCAGACUUUAUCUCUCGGUUUAAAGUAGGAUAGCUUUAAACUCCUUAUGGCUGAGAAAACUGUCGUGGAUAAAAUGAGCGAAUUACAAGUGGACGAAGGCAAAAAGGAAGGAACUGAAAGUGGUAAAGAUGGAGGAAAGAAGAAGGGUAAAAAUGCUGCUGGAGACUCUGGAGGCAGGGCUGAGCUGUCACCACAGCCUCAAUACAUUGAGGAACGUCUUACUUUGUACACAAAGCUGAAAGCAGAGCAUGAUGCUCUGAUGGCAGAAAGAGCUGCAAAGGAUAGCAAACCUAUCAAGGUUACUCUGCCUGAUGGAAAGGUUGUUGAGGCCGAGUCCUGGAAGACCACGCCGUACAACGUGGCCUGUGGCAUCAGUCAAGGCCUUGCUGACAACACGGUGAUUGCCAAAGUAAACAAUAGUGUAUGGGACCUGGACAGACCUUUAGAAGAAGACUGCAGCCUUCAGUUGCUCAAGUUUGAUGACGAGGAAGCUCAAGCUGUGUACUGGCACUCCAGUGCUCAUAUCAUGGGUGAAGCAAUGGAAAGGGUGUAUGGGGGCUGCCUCUGCUACGGUCCCCCUAUUGAGAAUGGCUUCUACUAUGACAUGUUCCUAGAAAACAAUGAGGGUGUAUCGAGCAAUGACUUCCCCUGUCUGGAGAGUUUGUGCAAGAAAAUCAUCAAGGAGAAGCAGCCGUUUGAGAGGCUCGAGAUAAAGAAGGAAACUCUCUUGGAAAUGUUCAAGUACAACACGUUUAAGUGCCGCAUUCUGAAUGAGAAAGUCACCACUCCCACUACCACAGUCUACAGAUGUGGUCCCUUAAUUGAUUUAUGCCGGGGACCUCAUGUGAGACACACUGGAAAAAUCAAGGCACUCAAGAUACACAAGAAUUCAUCCACAUACUGGGAGGGAAAGGCGGACAUGGAAACCCUCCAGAGGAUCUAUGGAAUCUCCUUUCCUGACCCCAAAAUGCUUAAAGACUGGGAAAAGUUUCAGGAGGAGGCCAAGAACAGAGAUCACCGCAAACUGGGCCGGGAGCAGGACCUGUACUUCUUCCAUGACCUGAGUCCAGGGAGCUGCUUUUUCCUGCCUAAGGGAGCCUUCAUCUACAACACCCUGAUUGAGUUCAUCAGAGGUGAGUACAGGAAGAGGGGCUUCCAGGAGGUUGUGACUCCCAAUAUCUACAACAGCAAACUCUGGCAGACAUCUGGGCAUUGGCAGCACUACAGCGAGAACAUGUUCUCCUUCGAGGUGGAAAAGGAGAUCUUCGCUCUCAAGCCCAUGAACUGCCCUGGACACUGUUUGAUGUUUGAUCACCGGCCUCGCUCCUGGAGAGAGCUGCCUUUUCGCAUGGCCGACUUUGGUGUCCUGCACAGGAACGAGCUGUCAGGAGCUCUGACUGGCCUCACCCGUGUCCGCCGCUUCCAGCAGGACGAUGCUCACAUCUUCUGCUCCAUGGACCAGAUUGAGUCGGAGAUCAAGGGAUGCCUGGACUUCCUGCGGACUGUUUAUGAUGUCUUUGGCUUCAGUUUUAAACUCAACCUUUCCACGAGACCAGAGAAGUUCCUGGGAGACCCAGAGGUCUGGGACCAAGCAGAGAAGCAACUGGAGAAUAGCUUGAAUGAAUUCGGAGAGAAAUGGGUUCUAAACCCAGGUGACGGAGCUUUCUACGGACCCAAGAUCGACAUUCAGAUCAAGGAUGCCAUUGGUCGAUACCAUCAGUGCGCUACUAUUCAGCUCGAUUUCCAGCUCCCGAUCCGCUUUAACCUCACAUUUGUCAGCCAUGAUGGUGACGACAAGAAGAGACCUGUGAUCAUCCACAGAGCGAUCCUGGGAUCAGUAGAGAGGAUGAUCGCUAUUCUCACUGAAAACUACGGGGGCAAAUGGCCUCUGUGGCUCUCUCCUCGUCAAGUGAUGGUUGUACCCGUGGGACCAACCUGUGAAGAGUAUGCUGAGAAAAUCAAGCAGGAAUUCCACAGCAGCGGACUCAUGACUGACGUGGAUCUCGACCCCAGCUGCACCCUGAACAAAAAGAUCAGAAAUGCACAGUUGGCGCAGUAUAACUUCAUCCUGGUGGUGGGAGAGAAGGAGAAGACGAGCAACACAGUGAACGUACGCACCCGAGACAACAAAGUCCACGGCGAGCACAGUGUGGAGGAGUGCAUCAAGCGCCUCAAACAGCUCAAGACCUCCAGGUGUCGGAACGCCGAAGAAGAAUUCUAAGAAAUCAAAAAACAGUUCCUUGAGUAACAUGAGGGUAAAAGGUUGAAAUGUGUUUUUGAUAGGGAAUAAAACUGCCUUCAAUGUUUUGUCUUUGCUCUUCUUAAAUGAUUUUUCUGGUAUCUUCCUUUUGCUAUUUUAUAUCACAGUUUUUGGUUGUCAAAUCACAUCGUUAGUAUGAUUUUUCCUAUUCAUUGUUCUUAGACAAAAUCCAGCUAGUGGGACUGUAAUGUGGGGAUGUCUUUGAAAGGUUUUCAGAACACUGCUAUGAAUAAACCAGAGAACAUUUUCCAAAUGUAAUGAAAAGAAGAGGAUGAAAUGGCUUGUACCUCAACUGUCAGUGUGUAUCACUCAUUUCUUCAGGGAAUUGUACUUUAGUUAAAAUUUUGAUAAUUAAAUCAUCUAUCCUCGACA